Molecule: messenger RNA, 624 nt
Organism: Mustela erminea (ermine)
Lineage: Eukaryota; Metazoa; Chordata; Mammalia; Carnivora; Mustelidae
Product: tetraspanin-5-like
Exons: 1
Coding region: 1-624 (207 amino acids)
Biological process (GO): protein maturation; regulation of vascular endothelial growth factor signaling pathway; protein localization to plasma membrane
Cellular component (GO): membrane
Source: RefSeq, a predicted model, not a curated record
AUGUCCAGGAAGCAGUACAAUGGUCUUGAAGACAGUUGUUGCAUCAAAUACUUCAUACUUGGCUUCAAUGUCAUAUUUUGGUUCUUGGGAAUUGCAUUUCUUGGAAUUGGACUGUCGGCAUGGAAUGAAAAAGGAGUUCUGUCUAAUAUCUCUUCCACCACCAAUCUCCGGGGCUUUGACCCAGUCUGGCUCUUCCUCGUGGUGGGAGGAGUGAUGUUCAUUUUGGGAUUCGCAGGGUGCACUGGAGCCAUACGGGAAAACACUUUCCUUUUGAAGUUCUGGCAGUGCUGUGGGGCUUUUGGAGCUGAUGACUGGAACCUAAAUAUUUGCUUUAAUUGCACAGAUUCCUACGCAAGUCCAGAGCGAUGCCACAUGCCAUUAUCUGGCUGCACCAAAGACCCUGUGGAAGAUGUCAUCAACACUCAGUGUGGCUGUGAUGCCAGGCAAAAACCAGAAGUUGACUGGCAGAUUGUAAUCUACAUGAAAGGCUGUGUGCUCCAGUCUGAGAAGUGGUUGCAGGACAAUUUAACCAUGGUGGCUGGUAUUUUCAUAGGCAUUGCAUUGCUACAGAUUUCUGGGAUCUGCCUGGCUCAAAAUUUGGUUAGCGAUUUUGAAGCUGUCUAG